Messenger RNA from Carassius carassius (crucian carp), 2120 nucleotides. RefSeq names its product GAS2-like protein 3. Lineage: Eukaryota; Metazoa; Chordata; Actinopteri; Cypriniformes; Cyprinidae. Gene Ontology annotation, biological process: actin crosslink formation. Gene Ontology annotation, molecular function: actin filament binding; cytoskeletal adaptor activity; microtubule binding. Gene Ontology annotation, cellular component: actin filament. The transcript has 9 exons. The record is from RefSeq and is a predicted model, not a curated record. Bases 191 to 1900 code for a protein of 569 amino acids.
UCUCUACUGAACAUUCCAGGACGCGUGGAGAAGAAUCUCCAGCUUCAGCUGAUGCGCGUCCACGCACCCGUACCAGGCGUGCACGCCCCUGCAGCCGUGGAGCAAAACGUGGAUGAAGACAACUAAUCACUGACACAACUAAACACACAUAUUCAACGCUGAAUGUGGACUUGAAUCUCUCUUGUAACUAAUGAUGGCAGUUCAGGCUGGAUUGCAGGCUUGGUUCGGCGAGAAGUUUGAUGUCCCGUUACAGAGUCCUCGCAGCCUGCGCUCUCCCCGGCCCGGCCCGGGUCUGGCUGAUGUGUUCCAGUAUGACCAGUGGUUGGCCAAGCGGCACGAAGCCACGCUGGUGCCCAUGCAGGAGGAUCUGGCCAUCUGGCUGAGUGGCAUGCUGGGUGAACGGGUGACAGCCGAGCGCUUCAUGGACGAGCUGGACAACGGUGUCAAACUGUGUCGUCUGGUUGGAAUUCUGCAGAGUAAAAUCCCACAGGACUCGGAAGCACAGCUGCCCUUAAAGAAAAUCCAGUUCAAGAAAAACGCCUCCACUGGUUCGUUUUUCGCCCGCGACAACACAGCGAAUUUUCUGUCUUGGUGUCGUCACAUAGGAGUGGACGAGACCUAUCUGUUUGAGUCUGAGGGUUUGGUCCUGCAUAAAGAGCCGCGACAGUUGUGUCUGUGUCUGCUGGAGAUCGGACGCAUCGUCUCCAGGUUUGGGAUCGAGCCUCCGGUUUUGGUUAAACUGGAGAAGGAAAUUGAACUGGAGGAAAGUCUAACGGUGACGGAUCACUCGUCUCCAGUGAAAACAUUCACUGUGUGCUGUCAGCAUGGAGCCCUGUAUCACGCCGAUCAUGCGGACCAGGAUGACCCUCGCUGUAACUGCUCACAGAAGUUUUCCAUCGAGUAUCUGUCUGAAGGACGCUACAAGCUCGGAGACAAGAUCCUGUUCAUCAGGAUGCUCCAUGGGAAGCAUGUGAUGGUGCGUGUCGGUGGAGGUUGGGACACUCUGAAAGGGUUUCUGUUAAAAUACGACCCCGACCGCGUGCUGCAGUUCACCACUCUAGAGCAGAAGAUUCUAGCCUAUCAGAAAGGCCCGUCUGGCUCAGGCCCCGCCCACACAGUGCAGGCCGCGCAGCCCCCCACGAUGGACCCCAUCGCAGCCGUUAACCUCCUCCCAUCCUCAUCCUCCACGACGUCUGUGUCCAAAUCCAACCCACACACGCCCUGCGGCGUCACCCUGUCGCCCGCUUCCACGCCCUCAAUGCCUCGUAAGGCUUCUGCACCCAAGAAGAUUUUCCACACACCCACAGCUUCACCGAGAACCACUCCUCUUUCGUCGCCCGCCCCGAAAAGAAGCCCACUUCCCCAGACAAGGGUUUCCCAAAAAGCCCCUUCAGCCAGCUCCAGGACCAAACUGCACCUGCGUGGGUCUCCGUCUCAACCCCGCAGUCCCGUCUGUCCCGAACCCACCUGCAAGCUGCCCAAACCUUCAGCCGCACCGAAAACCAUCCAGCGCAACGCCCGCCCGCCUCCGGCCCCUGUCCGCUCGCUGAUCGCCCAGAGACGCCCUCCUUCCCCUGCCUCCGCCCUGCACUCAGAUUCCAGGAAGGGUUAUCCUGGUUCCCCUCGCUUGGCUCCGAAUGACCCCAAACAGACGAUUGCUCUCGCAAAACCUUCUGUGAAAUGCAAGAUUAAAUCUAUAGAGCAGAACACCGUCGUCGUGUCUGUCAACAUUAAAACGACCAACAGGAAACCUCUAGUCAGCGGUAACCCUCCCGUCCAGAACAGCGCCUCUAAACCAGCGCCUACGAGCUCUGGCCACAAACACAUGGCACGGACUAAACCCAGCCAACGUGACCAACCCUACUUUGAGAUGAACAGUAAGAGAAGGGGAAAGAACUAAGAACUCUGGGAUAUUUAUAUGGAUGCCACAUUAAAAAAAAAAAAAUUUUUUAUUUCAUUUAAGUGAAAAUGAGGCUGUGAUGUGUGCUGUCCAUGUAAUUCAAACAUUGACAACAUGUUUUAUUAAAGGCGAAGCUAUGAAAAUGAGACUUAAACAUGCUGCACAUCUGUCUGUAACGGCCUCGUUUUCAUUUAAAUUAAAUAUGACAUCAUCUGUUUUC